AUGGAGCCGAAAACGCGCGAAGGUAAGAAAUUCAGACUUUACCGAAAUUUUUAUCAAAAAAAAAGAUUGAACAAGCUCAAUUGAAAUGUAUAUGAAAAAAUAGAGUCAAUUCAAAUUUUUGAUUAGUAUUUUUCUGAAAAAAACGGGUAAGAAUUAGGAGAGCAUCUUUGAAGUGAGAUAUAAUUUGAAUUAUGAAUCCAAAGCAGAUAUUUCACAUCAAAAUUAAUAGUAUAAGGAUACAAAACUUUACAAGUUAAUUGUUUUGUUGACUUACCAGGUGGAAAGUUUAUCGGUUUGUGAAUCGAAAAACCAAUUAUUUCCGUGAAAUUGUAAUGAAAAUAUGGAAGAAGGAUGAAAAAAAAGGUCUCUUUCGUCAUGAAAAAAAAAUUUUCGUAAAUUUACACGCGCCAAUUUUUCAUAAAGCGUGAAUGCACAAUUAUCGCCCUACGGUAACCCACAAAAAUGAAAAUCGAACAAAAAUGGCCGUUUUCAAUGAGAAUUUUGACUUAUCUUCCGUUCAUGAAUCAAAAAAAGACUUUUGAACCAAAUUUUUUGAUUUAGAUCUCCUCUGGACGGCUCCAGAAUUAGCACGAGAUCCUACUAUCCAUUCAACAAAAGAAGGCGAUAUCUACAGCUUUGCCAUCAUUUGUUCGGAGAUUAUCACGAAAACUCAAGCCUGGGAUUUGGAAAAUGCUAAUUUGGAGAUUGACGGUUAAAAAUGCACUAGUAGUUAGCGAAAUAAUUUUUUAGAAGUGGUUUAUUCGAUCAAAAAAGGCGGCCACAACCCUUUUCGACCUUCUUUGGACACCGACGAGGAAAUAAAUCCUUCUUUACCUUUAUUAGUGAGGUAAGUUGGAAAAGUCACACCUGUCUGCGCCCUCUUACGUUUACGCACUAAUUUGAUGUUUCCAAGACUUUGACGGUAAAAGAAAAAGAGUGCAGACAGGUCAGACUUCAAGUUGUGAAGAUUUGAGUAUUUCUGAUGAAUUUCAGAGAUUGCUGGAACGAAAAGCCAGAUCAGAGGCCCAACAUUGACCAGAUCAAAAAUAUCGUCAAAGGCUUGAACCAAACGGGGUUAUUUCGAAACUUGAUCUCUAGAUAAAAAUAUAUGAAUUUUCAGAAAUACCAAUCUCAUGGACCAUGUAUUCAGUGUGCUUGAAGCGUACGCGGCAAAUUUGGAAGACGAUGUGAAUAUUUGAAUUUUUUUCGUUUUAUUCAAACAAUGGCUAGAAGGUCAUGUGCAGCCAUUCCGGCCUGGAAAACUUGCUCUGUCGAACAAAGCCUCUGAUUGGCCAGUCAAUAUAUUUUUUACAGUUUUGGGGGAAAACUCAAAAAUUAAGAGGACCAAAAGCUAACUUAAAGAGCAAAAGGACGAAUUUGAACAGCAUUAAUAAUCGCAUUUCGCUUCGAAACCCAUACCAAAAUAAGCCCAUGCUCCUUUAAACACCCAUGCCAACACUUUUAAAAGAACAAGCUUGAAGUGAACGCAAUAACCUUCAAUUUGACUAAAAAUUUGCAGGUCCAAUCUAGAAUGAAGGAACUAACGGAGGAGAAAAAGCGAAGCGACGCAUUAUUGUACCGAAUGUUGCCGAAACAAGUCGCUGACCGGCUCAAACUUGGCCAAGGCGUCGAGCCGGAGACUUUUGACUCCGUUACGUUAUUCUUCUCUGAUGUUGUCUCUUUCACCACCUUGGCCAGCAGGUGUACCCCGCUGCAGGUAGUAUUAUUUCAGGACUUUUUUUAAAAUUAGUUCAGGUAGUAAAUCUUCUCAAUAAUCUCUACACGACCUUCGACGCAAUCAUCGAGCAACAUGACGUUUAUAAGGUCUUUUCCACAUUUUCUAGAACUUUCCCUAAAAUAAGGGUUGAAAAUUGGGAGAAUAAAGAUUUUUAUCGAGUUUCUGCGCUCCAGAAGCAAUAAAUUACUUGCAGAAUUCUGCCUUUUACCGCUUAAUUUUUUGCGUUGAGUUAGCUUCUGCUCUCGAUUAAUGAUGAAGCUCACGAUUUUCGGCUAAAUUCACAAAAAAAAAAUCAUGCGUGCUUUUUUCUCUAAAGCCUUACUUUUGAACUAACCUUUGAACCAUGUUUUGAACCAAAAAUAAAAGUUUAAAAGAACUUAUUCAAGGUGGAGACGAUUGGAGAUGGCUACCUGUGCGUCUCGGGUCUUCCCAAAAGGAAUGGAAACGAACACGCAAAAGAGGUCGCCGAAAUGGCUUUUGGCCUUCUUGAAGGCAUCAAAACAGUCCGAAUUGAUCAUCUACCAGAUGAAAGGAUCAAUAUUCGAGUUGGACUACAUACUGGCCCUGUAGUCACUGGGGUUGUAGGCGUGACCAUGCCGAGGUAAAGAUAUUUCCAUUUUCGAGGUAGAAAGCUUGAAAAUUAUGAAAUAAAGAUUAGAAAAUAGAAAAAAAAAGGAUUGAGAGAGCUUUAAUUUUGAAAAGAUAUUUGGAUAAUGAAAGAUAGAAGCCCAAAAAUUAGGAUAAGAAGUCUGAAGUUUUGAAAAAAAAAAAACUCAAAUUUUAAAAAAUUCCUUGAAGAUUUGAAAAGGAAUCUUAAAAUUUGUGAAAGGAAGCAUAACAUUCAAGAAAAGCUUUAAAGAGUUUGAAGGGAGCUUGAAAAUUGGAAUACAAAUACAAUAAGUCCAUUUUAAGAAUUUAAAAAAAUCUAAAUUUAGGUACUGUCUUUUCGGGGACUCGGUCAACACAGCCAGCAAGAUGGAAAGCAAUGGAAAACGUGAGUUUUUCUCUAUUUUUAAAGUAAAAAGUAAAAAACAAGUAAUUCUAGCCGGAAGAUGUCACAUAUCCUCGGAAACGAUGAAAUUUCUGACCGAAGUCAUUGGAGGUUAUAAAACUGAACUGCGAGGGGAAGUCAUGGUCAAGGUUUAGUUUCAAUUUUUGAUAGAUUUAUAGCAAAAAGAGCUUAGAUUAAUGAAAUCUUUGAGUAUGAAAAAGAAAAACUUACAGGGUAAAGGAGCUGUGGAGACGCAUUGGCUUCUGACAGCCGAAGAAAUCGCUCUCCGCGAAAACAAUCAAUGA
Caenorhabditis auriculariae is the source of this 3034-nucleotide messenger RNA. The record is from the annotation of a GenBank genome assembly. Lineage: Eukaryota; Metazoa; Nematoda; Chromadorea; Rhabditida; Rhabditidae.